AUACAAGGAUGCCUUCCAUACUCCAAAAUCUAACCCAAGCUAACUCUCGAAAAGGUCAGAGUGUGGUGGACAAGAAAAAGGCACUUGGAGAUUUUGGAGUAUGGAAGGCAUCCUUGUAUUCUUUCAAAAGGUCAGAGUGUGGUGGACAAGAAAAACCGUAUGUAUUUCUACCUGUGAUUUCUAUUGACAUGUAACUCAACCCCUAUGCUUGCAAUUGGUUGGAUCAUUCUAAAAUAAUCUAUUGGUUAAGACUCACACCUUGCAAGUACCACAUCGACUGGAGAGGGGAACGAAAAAUUUCUUACUAGGGAGAGAUGCGUUUUGAAAUCGUGAAGCUGAUGACGAUAAGUAACGGGCCAAAGUGGAUAAUAUCUACUAGCAGUGGACUUGAGCUGUUACACACUUGCUCAUUUUCGGUAUUUCCACACUCAUUGACCCCCUUGAUUCCUUAAAUGUGCUACUACUUUAUAUCAGUUGAUAAGACAAAAAAAAAAAAAAACAAUUUAAACAAACACUUCCAAAAUGAUGAUUUUUUUAAGUAAGAGAUCAAAGUAUGGACAGAACAUAGCUAAAACACCAUAUAGAUGUUUGUCGAGCGAAGUCUUGCCAAGGGAAAAUUAGUUCAUGAUGGUGAAAAGAAACUUAAAACAAACAAGCACUUGAUGACAAAGACGUGUAAAUUUUCUCAUCAGCUUCAAGAAUCAGCAUUUCUAUUACCAAUGUAAUGGAAUUUGUCUGGAAGUAUCUAUGAGUUGACAGAGAUAUAUGGAAACAAUUGACCAAUGAACCUGAAAUUUGUGGUAUAAAAUACAGCGAACAUGGAGUGGGAGAAGAAAAUGGAUGGCCCUUUCAUGAGUUGGGCAAAGCCAUGUGAACCAGUAUACUCAAAUAUACCCAACCACCAGACAUCAAUACCCCCACAUAGCCACUGGAAAGGCCACACUCACCAGCAUAGAUAGGACUUCCUUCACAAACUCUAUAUAUAUAAACAUCAAAAUGAGCCUUCAAACACAAAAUUCAACUCAUUUCAAGUACUACAUCCUCUUAUAGUUAGCUCCUGACCUUUUUGACACUCUUUUCAUCUCAAGAAAAUGGGGAUUCGGUUUCUAUCUUUGGUUCCUCAUGCCAAGCAAAUUCUGAAGAUGCAGUCAGGUUUCACCAAAAACCAGUUGGAUGUUCCAAAAGGUCAUGUCGCAGUUUAUGUGGGAGAGUUCCAAAGGAAGCGGUUUGUGGUUCCAAUAUUUUACCUAAACCAUCCAUCGUUCCAGCAAUUGCUCAGCCACGCAGAGGAGAAGUUUGGGUUCCAUCAUCCACAUGGAGGCCUAACAAUUCCUUGCAAAGAAGACGCCUUUAUCCAUCUCACUUCUAGACUGCAAGUAUCUUGAACGAUGAACAGAAAUGCUCAAGCUGCAAUUUUUUACAACCUUUUCUGGUUGUUUCUGACUCAAUUGUAUUUUGACCCAUACUAGAAUGUUGUAGAAUGGAAUGUCCUUCUUGCCUGUAAAUGAGUGGCAUUGUAAUGGUGCAUUUACCAACAGAAGUGAAUCAAAAGAAAACACAAAUUUAGCAUCAAUUUCUAUAUAGCCUUUUCUUUUCUGCUUUA
Messenger RNA from Cucurbita moschata (crookneck pumpkin), 1603 nucleotides. RefSeq names its product auxin-responsive protein SAUR24-like. Gene Ontology annotation, biological process: response to auxin. The coding region runs from base 1092 to 1385 and encodes 97 amino acids. The record is from RefSeq and is a predicted model, not a curated record. The transcript has a single exon. Lineage: Eukaryota; Viridiplantae; Streptophyta; Magnoliopsida; Cucurbitales; Cucurbitaceae.